Molecule: messenger RNA, 464 nt
Organism: Cherax quadricarinatus
Lineage: Eukaryota; Metazoa; Arthropoda; Malacostraca; Decapoda; Parastacidae
Source: RefSeq, a predicted model, not a curated record
GAGGCCUUGAAGUGUAGUCAGUGUGAUGGACAGUGCUGUCAAGGUUCAUCUCAGAUUCCACUCUUUGUUUCUUACACAUUUCUGGGCGUCAAUUAUGAGCAACCUAAGCUGGCUACAACAACUAAACCUUAAUCAUUUAUGGUUGUGAAGAUGGGUGGGUGGAAGCUGGAAGUUGGGAAGAUGGCCUUGUAUAUGGCCUUCCCUGUGGCACUCUUUUAUUUAUUCAACCAACCCAAGUACUUUGAGGAGUGGACUGUUAAGAUGAGACAGGAGCUGUACCCUCCUCUAGAUAAAAUGCACCAUAAGGAAAUUGAGGACUGCAUAAGGAAAAUUCAUGAGAGGAGAGAGAGGGAGCUGCUGAAAACUCUAGAUGAGGAAGUGCAAAAAUAAUUAUUGCAAUGUACAUAUACUGUACUGUAUAAAAGAUAUAUUGUGAAAGUUUAAUAGUAAAGUGCUGUAUAUGA